Messenger RNA from Cyclopterus lumpus (lumpfish), 6193 nucleotides. It is a transcript of the gene srgap1a, whose product is annotated as SLIT-ROBO Rho GTPase activating protein 1a. Gene Ontology annotation, biological process: negative regulation of cell migration; signal transduction. The coding region runs from base 629 to 3892 and encodes 1087 amino acids. The transcript has 22 exons. NCBI's taxonomy places the organism in Eukaryota, Metazoa, Chordata, Actinopteri, Perciformes, Cyclopteridae. The record is from RefSeq and is a predicted model, not a curated record. Gene Ontology annotation, molecular function: protein binding. Gene Ontology annotation, cellular component: cytoplasm.
GCUAUACGCGCAGGCACAUCCCUCCCUCCUCUCGCAGCUUGACUCCAGCUGCUGCCUGUGCGCCGCAGUCGGCCUGCCCUGUCUGCCUCUGAGCCUGCUGGGAGUUGGAGGGGAGAAACCGUCGAGCAAGGGGGGGGAAGUGUGCGUAUGUGUGUGUUUGUGCGGGUCCCAAACUGGAAACCGCUACCAACAAGCGCACACCCCGCACGACUGAGACUGAGCCAAAAGACCCCCGGGUGGGUUGUUGUCACUACUUUCCAGAGAGCCGUGAAAACCCGCCACGGAGACCCUGAAACUUGCGUGCUUGUUUUUUUGUCCUUCUUCUUCUGUGGUAGCGGCAGCGCUGUUUGCGCCGCACCGACUGCUCUGUUACUUGAGAGGAUUCAUUGGUCGGAGCAGCAUUGCGCAUUGGCCCCGCUUUCUAGCCACCGUUAAUCCCGAGGGAAGAGGAGCGGCGAACUACUCCCGGUCAGCGUCUUCUCCGAGCUUGUUGCAGAGUUGAGACCGUUUCAAAGUGUCGUUUCCCCCUCGUCCUGUGUGGGAUGCGACCGCUGCUGUAGGACCCCGCUGGUGGACAGUUUUUCCUCAAGAAGUUUCCAACAAGCUUUCGGACAGAAGAAGACAGAAAAUGUCCACGUCGAGGUUCAAAAAGGAUAAAGAAAUCAUCGCGGAUUACGAGAGUCAAGUCAAAGAGAUCCGGGCCCAGUUGGUGGAACAGCAGAAAUGUCUGGACCAGCAGACGGAGAUGAGGGUCCAGCUGCUGCAGGACCUCCAGGAUUUCUUCAGGAAGAAGGCCGAGAUUGAGAUGGAAUACUCCAGAAACCUGGAGAAACUGGCCGAACGCUUCAUGGCAAAGACGCGCAGCACCAAGGAUCACCAGCAGUACAAGAAAGACCAGAACUUGCUGUCCCCAGUGAACUGUUGGUACCUGCUGCUGAACCAGGUGAGGAGGGAGAGUAAGGACCACGCAACACUGAGUGACAUCUACCUCAACAACGUCAUCAUGAGGUUCAUGCAGAUCAGUGAGGACUCCACACGGCUACUCAAGAAGAGCAAGGAAAUAGCCUUUCAGCUCCAGGAAGACUUAAUGAAGGUCCUUAAUGAGCUAUACACAGUGAUGAAAACCUACCACAUGUACCACUCGGAGAGCAUCAGUUCCGAGAGCAAGCUGAAGGAGGCGGAGAAGCAAGAGGAGAAGCAGAUCGGCCGGGGAGAGCAGGUCUUCAGCAUCCGAAUGGAAGACAAAUACCAGAGACGCAGCUCUGUGAAAAAGAUCGAGAAGAUGAAAGAGAAGCGCCAAGCCAAGUACUCCGAGAACAAGCUGAAGUCCAUCAAAGCGCGGAACGAGUACCUCCUGACACUGGAAGCGUCCAACUCCUCCGUUUUCAAAUACUACAUCCACGACCUGUCGGACCUUAUUGAUUGCUGUGAUUUGGGUUACCACGCCAGUCUGAACCGGGCCCUGCGCACCUACCUGUCGGCCGAAUACAACCUUGAGACGUCCCGCCACGAGGGUCUUGACAUCAUAGAGAACGCUGUGGACAGUCUGGACCCACGGAGUGACCGACAGAGGUUCAUGGAGAUGUUCCCUACGGCCUUCUGCCCACCGGCAAAAUUUGAGUUCCAGUCUCAUAUGGGUGACGAGGUUUGUCAGAUCUCAGUGCAGCCACCGGUGAACGGAGAGCUCAUCCUGAGGUUCCAGCAGCUUCAGUCUCGCCUGGCUACUCUGAACAUAGAGAACGAAGAGAUCAAGAAGACGUCGGAAGCCACCCUGACCACGAUCCAGGACAUGGUGACCAUUGAAGACUACGACGUGUCCGAGUGUUUCCACCACAGCCGAUCAACGGAGUCGGUCAAGUCCACUGUGUCGGAGACGUACCUCAGCAAGCCCAGCAUCGCCAAGCGGAGGGCCAACCAGCAGGAGACCGAGCAGUUCUACUUCAUGAAAUUCCGGGAGUUUCUGGAGGGCAGUAAUCUCAUCUCCAAACUGCAGGCCAAACACGACUUGCUGAAGAGGACACUUGGUGAAGGCCACAGAGCUGACUACAUGACCACAAGCCGCGGACGACGGAACUCACACGCUCGACAUCAGGACUCUGGACAAGCUAUUCCCCGUGUGGUAGAAAGCUGUAUUCGCUGCAUAAAUUUGUAUGGCCUCCAACAUCAAGGAAUAUUUCGUGUAUCUGGAUCCCAGCUGGAAGUCAAUGACAUCAAGAACUCUUUUGAAAGAGGAAAUGACCCCCUGACGGACGAUGAGAACAGUCAUGACAUCAACUCAGUGGCUGGCGUUCUCAAACUAUACUUCCGCGGUCUGGAAAACCCUCUUUUCCCCAAAGAGAGGUUCAAUGAUCUGCUGUCCUGCAUCAGAAUAGAAAACCUGUAUGAGAGAGCGCUGUACAUCCGGAAGAUCCUUCUGACCAUUCCCAGAUCCGUCCUCGUCGUCAUGCGCUACCUCUUCGCCUUCCUUAACCACCUGUCCCAGUACAGUGACGAGAACAUGAUGGACUCGUACAACCUGGCCAUAUGCUUCGGCCCCACGCUGAUGCCCACACCAGACAGCCUGGACCAGGUCUCCUGCCAGGCCCACGUCAAUGAGAUCAUCAAGACCAUCAUCAUCCAACACGAGAACAUCUUUCCUGAUGCCAAAGAACUGGAAGGGCCCAUGUAUGAGAAGUGUAUGGCUGGAGGAGACUAUUGUGAGAGCCCCUACAGUGAGCACGGAGCGCUGGAGGAAGUAGAAAACGAGGGAGGGACAGAGACGCACACCAGCGAGGACGAGGGCGAGCCCAUUGAAGCCAUUGCCAAGUUUGACUACGUUGGGCGCUCAUCCCGAGAGUUGUCCUUCAAGAAGGGCGCCUCGCUGCUGCUGUACCAGCGGGCCUCAGAAGACUGGUGGGAGGGACGGCACAACGGCAUCGAUGGCCUGGUGCCACAUCAGUAUAUUGUGGUCCAAGAUAUAGAUGACAGCUUCUCAGACACUCUGAGUCAGAAGGCUGACAGCGAGGCCAGCAGCGGCCACGCUGGAGAGGAUAAAUGCCUGGGAAAAGACAUCGGCUCGCCCUCUGACACCAGGAUCUCUGAGGCCUAUAUUAGCAGCAGGCACAAGAAAAGAUCGGAGCCCCCAUCCCGGCGGCCCCCUGCCCGCCCCAGUGAUGUCCACUGCAUGGUGCAUCCCUCCCAGCAUGGUCACGGAGGACAUGUGGGCCCCCCAGAGAUGGGCUCCCCAGUUAUAGGCCACUUCAGCCCACGGGACAUGCUGCGGAGUCGCAACCACAUGCCCAUGGACAGCCCAGAACGCCGCCGCCGCACCGGCCACGGCAGUCUGUCCAACAUCAGCCGCAACGAGUCGCUGAAGAAGAUGGAGAGCCCCCCGAUCCGCCGCUCGACCUCCUCGGGCCAGUACACGAGCUUCACUGACGCCCACCACCACCACCACCACCACCACCUAGGGGGCAAGUCCCUGGAUCCGGAGACCAUCGCACAGGACAUAGAAGAAACUAUGAACACUGCUCUGAAUGAGCUGCGUGAGCUGGAGCGUCAGAGCUCAGCUAAGCACGCCCCCGACGUGGUACUGGACACCCUUGAGCAGCGGCAGACCUCCGGCGGCAGCGGCGGGGGUCCCACGCCGGCCAGCUCCAGCGAGUCCCUCAGCCCCAUCCACGGCAUCAUGCUGAGGUCCACCGCCAACACUGAGCCCCCCAUUCGCCGCAGCACCAGCUCCUCCAGCGAUACCAUGAGCACAUUCAAGCCUCUGGUCGCACCCCGCAUGGGGGUGCAACUCAAACCCCCCGCCUUGAGGCCCAAGCCCAUGCUCCUGCCCAAGUCCAGCCAGGCCUCCCAGCCUCCAGCGACAUCUGCUCAGGACCCUCUGGACAAGUCCUGCACCAUGUAACUCUGGGAAGGGAACUAGAGGUGUAAAACAAAAACAAUGAAUUUCCAGGAGGCUGCAAAAAUGCUCCCAGUGUCUCGUCUUCAUAGAUAUACAACAUGUAGGAGCGUCACAGCGGCGACAUAUUUGUCGGCCAGACAAAUUUUCUUAGUUUAAUAUGAUCUAACAAAUGUCGUCUUUUUCUUUUUUUAAGAAAUUCAAACAACAAAUCACAAAGGCUUCCUUCAAGGUUUUAGACAAAUGUACCCUAGUUAGUUUCCAUGAACCGUGUAACACGCGCUGCAUGUCGCUCCACUGUUUAACCACUGAACCUGAACGGGAGCUUGAUGAGAACCAGAGUGGCAUUCUCUCUCUCACACAUUUAAAUGAUGUACUUUUCUUUUUUUUCUUUUUUUUCGCUCUUAUGUAGGAGGGACAUCGAAGGUGUUGUGAGCUGGUUGCACGGCCUUAGUCGACUUUGAGACAUAACUGAUUUCACAUGUUAAAAUAUUACAACGGUGCUGUGACUACCUGGACAGAAGUGGUUUGAAGGUCAGACCGAUUACGGGCCUGAAGAGCCCUCGAUACUUUGUUAAUAGAGAAUAGAACUGAUUAGCAGCGUGCUUUCUUCACUAGCGUGUAAACUCUGCAACUUUCUUUGGCAAGGCAAAUGUACAAAGAUCACCUCUGUGCUGGAUUCACUCAACUUCAUUUUAACACGCGUCCACAUUGCCUGGAACGAGAUAUGACUAUUGGAUAAAACCACUACUUCAUUAUGAACUUUGUUUGCAUUUGAUGCAUUCUUGACUUCCUGCAUCAAUAACUCACGAUGCAGGCGUAACGUAGGCCUCACAAUAACUUAUGCCUUUGCAUCUGUAUAAUAAAUGGUGGAGCAGUGUGAAAAAAUUAUUAUGAUGACCAAUCAUUUCCUACCUACAGUAUAUACGACACAUAAUGCGAUAUUACACGGCGCGAAAGACAUGCCACAGCUUCUUUUUGCGCUUUGCUCGAUCUACCCAAAGACACGACUGUACAAGUUUAAAGCAUGGAUGUAACCCCUCCGUAUAGGAUGUCAGCAUACUUCAUGUUGACUCGUGGGUAUAGACUCAAAGCGGCGCCCUGUGGGAGUGCUGCCGGUAGCCAUGGCCCUAAUGACUGUUGGUGUGAAAGCCUCCUUAAUAUGUUCACUCUGCUCCCUGUGCGUCUCCCGUCUGUUUCAUGAUCAGGUGAGAAUGUCAGUCAUGUGUCGGUUUGUGUGUUCCUCUCUGACGGAUAUUGAGGCUUUUCUCUGUAGAUGAUGACGCCUCUAAAUGCCCGACAUGUGGCAGAAAACUGGAGGAAGUCUCUGUGAUAAACCCGCUUGUGUGAGUGCGUGCAGGUCGAGUAAUACUUUAAAAUGCAAUAGCCCCGUAAAAUGUAUGUGCCAGACUUUCAACCUUGUGACUGCACCCCUUCGGCUGUGUCUUUUUCCAAAAUGGCGUGAGUGCAGUAGAAGUAACAGAAGUGGAUGCAUGUCCUGUGUUUGGCUCGCAUUACAUCACACAGAAAAGACUUGGUUUGCAAUGAAUGAGCAAUGCUCUCUAACAGCAGGUUUACACUAUCUUUGACUUGACAGAGUGUGUGUGUGUGUGUGUGUGUGUGUGUGUGUGUGUGUGUGUGUGUGUGUGUGUGUGUGUGUGUGUGUGUGUGUGUGUGUGUGUGUGUGUGUGUUGUGUGUGUGUGUGUGUGUGUGUGUGUGUGUGUGUGUGUGUGUGUGUGUGUGUGUGUGUGUGUGUGUGUGUGUGUGUGUGUGUGUGUGUGUGUGUGUGUGUGUGUGUGUGUGUGUGUGUGUGUGUGUGUGUGUGUGUGUGUGUGUGUGUGUGUGUGUGUGUGUGUGUGUGUGUGUGUGUAUAUAUAUAAUAGUCAAAAGAUGAUUAAUUUCUUACUUACUAACUUUCAUUAUUUUUGUAAUAUUUGUUUUAUUGUGUUUCUGGGUAGAAGUGACUUGGAGCAAAUGAUGUAGAAUAAAUAUCCAGAGAUGCAAUAUAAAUCCAGUUGUAAAGUAAAGUGCUUUUGUCACGGUUCCGUUCUCAUCCACAGCGUCUGCAGGCUGUAAGCUACUCGGUGGUGUUCGUACAGCUGUAGUAUGUACUUGUGAAAGUGCCUUUUGAAAAUGUUUUAGAGGAACUUCAGACAUUCUGUACUGUUGCAUUUUCAUGACAGAUGCUGUGUUGUUGUUUUUUUUUUUGAGAAGAUGCAGUGCAGGAAGAACAUGAAUAAGUAAAGAUGCCAUUUUCCAAACAGUUAUAUGACGGAAUAAAUAAUAAAUAAACAGCUUACCCAUUG